AUGGCUGAUAAUCUCGUAAACUCCAGUCUUCUAGCUAGUUGUCCUGGUCGAGAGCAUAGAUCAUCGCAACUAACGGCUCCGAAGCGACGAGGAGUUCAAGGAGAAGUUCAAUGUGAAGGAGGAGUCCAAUGUCAAAGAGGAGUUCAAAAUGAAACCAAAGUAGGGACAAAUUCGCAAGUGGCAAAGCCACAAAAGGACAACCGCGAGUCUGCUUCAAUCGUCGGACCAUCUCUUCCAACUGCGAGAGCUCCAUUCCCUCGGUCUUUCCAAAACGCAUUGCUCAUGAGAUCGCAAGAGCACAACAGGUACACAGAAAGACAGUCGAGAACUAAAACAAAUGCUCACCAUAGGGCCUACCACAGCCUUCCAUUUCUAGACCCUCCUCCAAGGUUGAGUCCAUGGGCCUGCACUUCAAUGCAAAUAGGACCAGCCAACCACAAGUGUCAAACCCUCCAAGUUGUCAGUACUAGCCAAGAGCAUUCAAUUCCACAAGCUAGCCAACCAGUCGCAAGUAACGGACGAUUACCUGUAUCAGACGGCCCGUUUUUCGAGCACAGUAGCAUCAUGUCGAGGGUUCUGAGCUUAAGAGAGCGUAUCAGAGUGUAUGGAGAGCAAGGGUGA
Molecule: messenger RNA, 621 nt
Organism: Yarrowia lipolytica CLIB122
Lineage: Eukaryota; Fungi; Ascomycota; Dipodascomycetes; Dipodascales
Source: RefSeq, a predicted model, not a curated record